GACGACUGUGAAGUGAUUUUUGCCAUCUUCUUCCUUCGAACAAAGAAACCAGCGGCGCCUCUCCCGCUCCUGGUCAUUCACUCUUGAUCUCUCUCAUUUUCUCUCUCCAGCGAAAUAAAUCAAGCAAGUACUGUUAAUUGUCUUCCACCUCUCGACAGAGACGAGGAACCAGCGGCGACUCCCUCCCCUCUGGCAUCUCUCCUCUUCCAUUCCGUCAUCCUCUGUGCUUCUCUCUCUUUCUCCCACGCUCAUUUCCUUAUUCCAUUACCUCCCAUCAACACCAACUGACUGAAUCGACCGAAAUCGUGCAAAGCAAGAAAUCUACUGUUCAUCGCCUUCCUUCUUCGACGAAAACAGAGAAGCAGCGACUGAACAGCUCGAACCAGUCGCAACAGCAAGACAUCCCUCCCCAUUCUGACUCAACUCCUUUAGCUCUCACCUCCUUCGUCUUCUAUUCCGUUUCGUUCUCUGGCUAGAGGAUACACAGUAGCAGAUUGAAUUAGAAUACGGUACCCCUGUUGCAUCAUUUGAAUUUCGGCCAACAUCUCAACUCAGAGUUUUUCACCUACCUUCAGCGUCAGUCGCUGUUUGCAGAACCAAUCAAAUUCAGGCCGAUAUCCUACUCAGUCGAAGUGACAAAACAGGAGAUUUUUCAACCCAGUCGAAGAGACGAAACAGAGAUUGCGAAAACUCCUCCGGCGAACAGAGAGCUGAACCAACCUCCGGCGAGGUAAGAGCACUGCUGAACCAUUCUCCUCCACCACCUCCUCCUCCUCCUCCUUCGAAAUCAACCGCAUGCUCUGAUUGAACCAACCUCCGGCGAGAGUCUGCAUCUAGAGCACCGAUCGCUGCAGUAGUUCAAAGGGAGAGAGAGAGAGAGAUUAAGGGCGAGUGAUUCAAGAUCAAAGCUCGUGUUAAAUCUUCCCCUACAACAUCCAUCGACUCCAAGCCAAUAUUCUAACAGGCAAAAAUUGAUAAUGCAAGGGAUGGAGCAAUUGAAAAAUCAACUGCAGCCAUGGAUUAAUCAAGCAGAGGAAAUUAUUCAUCAGAUUCCAGCUGCUCAACUAUAUGUUGCUGUGGGUGUUCUGUUUCUGACAACUACUUUGCUCUUCUUGGUUAGCUUGCUCAGACGUACAAAAUCUAAUACUAUUGUCCUUGCUGGGUUAAGUGGUAGCGGGAAGACUGUUCUUUUCUACCAGCUUCGAGACGACUCUUCACAUCAAGGCACUGUUACAUCUAUGGAACCAAAUGAGGGCACUUUCAUACUACAUUCUGAGUCCACCAAGAAGGGAAAACUACAUCCUGUCCAUAUUGUUGAUGUUCCUGGGCAUUCCCGCCUUCGACCCAAGCUCGAUGACUACUUGCCUCAAGCAGCUGGCCUUGUUUAUGUUGUGGAUGCUGUAGACUUCUUACCAAACUGCCGUGCUGCUGCAGAGUACCUAUAUGAUAUUUUGACAAAGGCAAGCGUUGUGAAGAGGAAAAUCCCAGUACUGAUACUAUGCAAUAAAACUGACAAAGUGACUGCACACACCAAGGAAUUCAUCAGGAAACAACUUGAAAAGGAAAUAGACAAACUACGGGCAUCAAGAACUGCCAUAUCAGCAGCUCACGUAACUAACGAAUAUACUCUUGGCGUCACCGGAGAGGCCUUUGCAUUUUCUCAAUGUCUUAACACGGUGRCUGUUGCUGAAGCUUCUGGACAGACGGGGGAAAUAGUGCAGGUUGAACAGUUCAUCAGGGAACAUGUUAAACCUUGAAGCUAUCCUUUCAUGUUUUCAGAGUUGGCAUACUUCUGAUGAUCGAGGGAUUCCAUYAACUCUGCUUCUUGAUUGUCAUUGAAAAGACUUGUACUUUUGGUUAUCGGGGGAUUUCAUUAACUCUGCUUCCUGAUUGUCAUUGAAAAACUUUCUCCACUCUUGCCUCCAGCUCUCGAUCACUGCUGGUCAGAAGCAAUAUUAACUUUUAAAGAACUGGGAAACCAUUUUAAGUUAUUAGAAAUUCGAUCUGUAUCCAAUAUAAUUGAAGACCUA
Nelumbo nucifera (sacred lotus) is the source of this 2030-nucleotide messenger RNA. The record is from RefSeq and is a predicted model, not a curated record. Lineage: Eukaryota; Viridiplantae; Streptophyta; Magnoliopsida; Proteales; Nelumbonaceae.